Messenger RNA from Fomitiporia mediterranea MF3/22, 628 nucleotides. Its product is annotated as DNA/RNA polymerase. The transcript has a single exon. NCBI's taxonomy places the organism in Eukaryota, Fungi, Basidiomycota, Agaricomycetes, Hymenochaetales, Hymenochaetaceae. The annotation marks the transcript as partial. The record is from RefSeq and is a predicted model, not a curated record.
GGAUGGAACAAUGGUUAGUGAAGUAAUGCAAUUAGGUGAUUGUAAUAGUAGAGCCAUCUAUCAAGCAUUAAUGAACCACAUUUUCCAGCCUUACUUGGGUGACUGGAUGGAUAUCUACCUAGAUGACUUAGUGAUUUAUUCAGACACAAUUGAGGAUCAUAUGCAACAUCUCAGAACUGUCAUUGAUAUAUUGCACAAGGAGAAAUUCUACCUUAGUGAACAUAAGAUACAAUUGUUCCAGAAAGAACUGAAGAUACUAGGACACAUUAUCAAUGAUCAAGGCAUUAGAAUGGACCCUCAUAAAGUCGAUUCUAUUCAACAAUGGAAAGUACCUACUAAUAAAGAUUUGUUACAAGGUUUCUUAGGAUCAGUAGGGUAUUUAGCACCCAAUAUACCUCAGUUACACAUUUCUACAGGUAUUUUAUCAAAGAUUGCAGGAGAAACUGUAUUUUUCAGAUGGACAUUCACUGAACAGCAAGUGUUUGAUCAAAUAGUAAAGCUAGUAUCAGAUUUCAGGCAUAAUCACAGGAUAGUAUUGGACUAUAGUAAGAAUGUGCCACCUAUUAACAUUGUUACAGAUGCUUUGGCUUCAGGAAUUGGAGGAAUAGUCAGCCAAGGUCAUGAUUAG